UUGCUUUACGUUUCACAACCAGGAAGUGACCAGGAAGCACGAAGCAGUGAGCAGGUUAAUGAUGAUGUGUUGCUGUAGCUAACUUGGGAUGAAAAUGUAAUACUUUAUCUUUAAAUCAGGACAACAUCCAUUGUUAUUGAAGUCUCUAGGGUGGAUAACCCACUGCUUUUUGUUUGCAUUCGGGAGACCUAUUCAUGUGACGAGCGAAACAGUUGGUCAUGCAUUGUAUUCGUUCAGUGUUGUUUACAUGAUUCAUCUGCAGGUAUUGUAACUAAUUUAGUAGUUAACCAUCGACUUUGUACUCAAACGUUUGUACCUAAUCGUGUUGUGUGAUUAUAUGCUAGCAACCAACCAUAGAUUGUGCCUUCAUAUUAAUGCAAAGCUAAUAGCAUAUUUAACAGUAAGUGGGGGAGUAACAGUAACUGGGUGUUUGUCAGUCCACCAGAUCUGUGUAAGUUUUGGAACCUGCUAGCCUAUGGUUAGCCACCUACAAGGUUCAAGUAUUUUUAUAUGAUGCUGACUACUUCUAAAGUUACAUCUUUAGCUUAGUCGUCCUGACCCAAUAUUGUUGUUUUGAGGAAGCGUGUUCAAUAGAUAUGAUCUCAUUUUGUGUGACAAACCCUGACUGCCCUCCCAGCCUGUUGGAACAGAAGGCUCUUUGUGUUCCCCUUGUCUUUGGCACAGUCUUAGUCUGUUUCUCUCACAUGUCUCUAAUCAGCUAGCUAAACAUAGCUAAUCAGGAAGACCCCUGGUUUAACUCAGAAGUGGAGUUGAGGAGGAAUGCAUUGGACACAUUUUGUCCAGCAUCUGGUAUCAUUGUUUCCAGUUUGAGUCUUGUGGCACAAUAGCAAGUUUUUUUAUUUGUUGAGUAGAUUACACAGCUGACUGUUAUGACCAGCUUCUUGGCUGUACGCUGUAUGAGGUGGACUGUGUCUUUUCCAUUUCGUAUAAGGCUAUAGGAGCUAGUCCUUGAUUAAUCAACGUAGGGAGGGAAGGAAAGUUGCAGCUCCUUCUUGUAUGUGUCCUCAGUCCUCUUACCGAGUUGUGACUGUGUGUGAGGCUUCCACAAGCCACCCAGCCUCAGGUCCAUCCCCAGCCUCUGCUUCAUCCACUAGCCCCAGCUCCCUCCUCUGCUCCAGCCAUGCCGUGCUGCCGUCCCUGCCCAUGGCUCUGCUCCCGCUCCUCAGCCUACACCCUGGCCCUGGGCCUUGGCUUCGUCGCCCUGGGGACCAGCCGCAUCCUGCUGCUCAAGUUCUCCGUCAACGCUGAAAACAAGUAUGACUUCCUCCCUGCGUCUGUCAACCUGCUGGCUGAGGGACUCAAACUCUUCUUCUGUCUGGUUAUGUCCCUCAGGGUGAUUAUAAAAGAGGGUCGUUCGUGCCGAGAGCAGGGCUGUUCCUCUGGCCCCUCCUUGCUCAGCUUCAUGAAGUGGUCUGUUCCUGCCUUCCUCUACUUCCUGGAUAACUUAAUCAUCUUCUACGUCAUGACCUACCUGCAGCCUGCCAUGGCAGUUCUGUUCUCUAACUUUGUCAUCCUGACAACAGCCAUUCUCUUCAGGCUUGUGCUGAAGAGGCGCCUGUCCUGGGUCCAGUGGGCCUCCCUUUUGAUUCUCUUCCUGUCCAUCGUCUCCCUGACGAUGGGUUCGGGGGGCAGCCAGCACGCCAUGGCAGUGCCGGGCCUUCACCCCGGCCCCCUGACCACACCGACAAACAGCUGCCUGCUCUACACCCAGCUGGAGCAACAAAGGAGCAACAGCAGCGAGUCCUCCUGGGUGUCGUCGCUGCCAGGCGAGGCAUGGCGAGGCAGGGUGUUAUCGAGGCUGCGCGCCCUGGGGAUGGGGCACGUCCUCCUGGUGCUCCAGUGCUUCAUCUCCUCCAUGGCCAACAUCUACAACGAGAAGAUCCUGAAGGAGGGAGACCAGCUCGCCGAGAGCAUCUUCAUACAGAACAGCAAACUGUAUGUGUUUGGUGUUGUGUUCAACGGGCUGACACUGACGCUGGGGACAGAGGCCAGGGGUCUUACUGUGCACUGUGGCCUCCUCUACGGCCAUAACAUCUACUCCUUGGGCUUGGUGUUGGUCACUGCCGCCCUGGGUCUGUCGGUGGCCUUCAUCCUGAAGUUCCGGGACAACAUGUUCCACGUGCUGAGCGGCCAGAUCACCACCGUCCUGGUGACGGCCCUGUCGCUCUUCCUCUUCGACUUCAGCCCGUCGCGGGACUUCUUCCUGCAGGCGCCCGUGGUGCUGCUCGCCAUCUUCGUGUACAACGGCAGCCGAGCCGCCGAGCCGGAGUACGCCCUGCAGAGGGAGACGCUGCGCAUCUCCAACGGGGAGGUCACCAAGAGGUCACGAGGGGAUGGGGAGGAGCUGCCGAUGCUGCCUAAGGCCACAGACAGCGAAUCAGAGGAGGAGUCUUUAUAGCACCUUCUGAAGGCAGCACUGCAGCCGUCGCUGGGAAUGGAAAUAUUGGUCUUGGACUGUGACAUCUCAAUCGACAUUCUCCUUGUGGUUGUGUGACAUCAGUGUCCACCACAAGGAACCUUUUGUCACGAGAGCUUUUAUUGAACGUUUGUGCCUGUCUUUAUGAUGAUAAUGCUGUAUGAUGAUAAUGUAAUUACAUUUUAUUACUGCUCUGUACAGUUUUAGGCUUAAUGAUUGCCCGUAUUUCUGAAAUGGUAUUCAUGUGGUGGAAGCUAAAAGGAUUCAUCUAGAAUUCAUGUCCAGAGGAUGUUAGUCUUUUUUCAGUUUCAGUGUUUUUUUGUUUGUUUUGUAUCAGUGCGGUGUUUUGGGAACAUUAUAUUGGCGUGGAAGAAAGAUACUGCUGUUGAAGGAAGCCUUGUGUGUCUCCUGUGAUCACAAGAGUAGUGACUGGCUGGUGACCUUGACCUGUAGCGGUCCAUAUCAGUGUUCAUGUACAGACAACUGAUUAUAUGGAGGCUGAGCGUCACAUCUCUGGGUUUGGUUUACACACGAAAGGUCAAUCUUGUCUUCUACUGUUUCCAUUUGUAUUUAACCAUACAGCUUCAGUAUACUUCUGCAGAGUAUUAACAGACAAUGGAAUCAUUAAUGAUUUAUACUACAAAGAGUAUAUUAUUUAUAUACAAAUUGUGUAUAUAUAUAGAUAAUAUAGUUGUGAUCAAUGUACAGAAAGUUAAGUGUUAUCUUGAACUGAUGCUUUGCUAUUCUAACUUAAGUAACAGUAAGUAACAAUACCUUUACCACUGAUUUUGCCAAUCUGAACAACUAUUAUCAGACAAUCAAUGCUAUUGUCUGUGAAAUGAAUAUUUGUUUUCUGUACAAGUAUCUUUCAAUUGCCUGGGAAGUUUUUAAAUUGUAUUUUCAAGUGAUACCACCAGGAGGAGCUGUAGGUAUGUAGUCACUGUAAAUGAAUGACUGUAUAAACAGCCUGGUUGGUGAACAACAUAUUCCACUCAGGGUUGAAUACUGGUUGUAAACACAGUUUAAUUGGUCAAAUAGCACAACACAGUAUAAAUAAGAACAAUGUAUACAGUAGCAAAUUAACUUUUUAAAAGAGAGGAAACUUUUAUGUGGGAGCUUUACCCCAACCAGUUGUAUCGCUGAUCUCAGAUAUCGAUUUACCUUGACUCAUGAUAACAAAUCAAUAAAUAGCUACACAAGCUUA
Hypomesus transpacificus is the source of this 3641-nucleotide messenger RNA. It is a transcript of the gene slc35a5, whose product is annotated as solute carrier family 35 member A5. Gene Ontology annotation, molecular function: pyrimidine nucleotide-sugar transmembrane transporter activity. NCBI's taxonomy places the organism in Eukaryota, Metazoa, Chordata, Actinopteri, Osmeriformes, Osmeridae. Gene Ontology annotation, biological process: pyrimidine nucleotide-sugar transmembrane transport. Gene Ontology annotation, cellular component: Golgi membrane. Bases 1142 to 2419 code for a protein of 425 amino acids. The transcript is spliced from 9 exons. The record is from RefSeq and is a predicted model, not a curated record.